GCAUGCGCAGUGCUGUGUGUUUGGCGCGCAGCCUGCGUGCCCCUGCAGUGUGAGCGCGAGCUUCCUGUGCGCGUCCUCAUCAACAACAACAACAACCGGACAAAGUCUGCUUCCGGUACUGAGAGGACAGACCAAGACAUACCAAGAGGACCGGAGAGAGGACUCUACCGUCACGAUGGCGGAGACGGUGAAGUACGUGGACGACGACCACAGGAGCAUCUUCCUGAAGCUGCUGAAUGAGCAGCGUCUGGAGGGCGAACACUGCGACAUCGCCGUGGUCGUGGAGGAUGUAAAGUUCCGCGCUCACCGCUGUGUCCUCGCUGCCUGCUCCAACUACUUCAAAAAGCUUUUCAAGAAGCAUGAGGUGGACAACUCCUCCGUCAUAGAAAUCGACUUCAUCCGCUCAGACAUCUUUGAGGAGGUUCUGAACUACAUGUACACCGCCAAGAUCUCCGUCAAGAAGAGGGACGUCAACCUCAUGAUGUCAUCGGGACAAAUCCUCGGCAUCCGCUUCCUGGACAAGCUCUGCUCACAGGUAAACAUACACACAAAGGUAAACACCUGUAGUGUUACCUGUGGGUCAGGUAAAGCUCCUGCUUUGUUUCCUCAGAAACGAGACGUGUCUUCAGAAGAGAAGGAGAAGUUUCCCUACGACAUUGUGAAGAUGGCUCUGCCGCCAGAGGCUCAGCUGGCUGCUAAUGCAGAGGUGCUUGGGGAGCAUGAUGACACGCCCUCGGCUGAUGAUCUCGUGGAGGCAUCGGCCAAUCAGCAUCUAGAGAAGUCUCCGAAUGCAGUACUGCGUGUUCAGGAAGCCAUCCUGAAAGAACUGACCAAUGAGGAUGUGCACAAGGUGACCUGCUACGACCAGGACGUGGUGGGGGAGAUGGAAGCGGAGCCUAAAGAUCUGGGGGAGGGGCAUCACGCCACCCAGACGCUUACGUUUGCAGACAGCAUCGGGGGGGAGGUGAAGGACGAGCAGCCCCCCGGGUGGUCCACCGCCACCACAGACAUGAAGUUUGAAUACCUGCUUUACGGUCACCGAGAGCAGCUCGCCUGCCAGGUGUGCGGGAAGACCUUCUUGGAUGAGAGCAGACUCAGGAAACAUGAGAAGCUUCACUCUGCAGAGCGACCGUUCGUCUGUGAGAUCUGCACCAAAGCUUUCACCACCCAGGCUCACCUGAAAGAACACCUGAAGAUCCACACAGGCUACAAACCGUACAGGUGCGACGUUUGUGGGAAGUCUUUUAUUCGAGCGCCGGACCUUAAGAAGCACGAACGAGUCCACAGCAACGAGAGACCGUUUGCCUGCCAGAUGUGUGACAAGGCCUUUAAACACAAGUCUCACCUGAAGGAUCAUGAGAGGAGACACAGAGGAGAGAAACCCUUUGUCUGUCACUCUUGCACCAAGGCAUUUGCCAAGGCGUCAGACCUGAAGCGCCACGAGAACAACAUGCACAGUGAGAGGAAACAGCUGAACCCCCUGCAGAGCGACACAGAGACCCUGCAGGCCGCCGCCAUGGCUGCUGAAGAGCAACAUCUGGAGAACAUCAGCUGCUCCUAACAUCUGGAGAACAUCAGCUGCUGAGGAACAACAUCUAGAGAACAUCAGCUGCUGAGGAACAACAUCUAGAGAACAUCAGCUGCUGAGGAACAACAUCUAGAGAACAUCAGCUGCUGAGGAACAACAUCUAGAGAACAUCAGCUGCUGAGGAACAACAUCUAGAGAACCUCAGCUGCUCCUAACAUCUGGAGAACAUCAGCUGCUGAGGAACAACAUCUAGAGAACAUCAGCUGCUGAAGAACAACAUCUAGAGAACAUCAGCUGCUAAUAACAUCUGGAGAACAUCAGCUGCUGAGGAACAACAUCUAGAGAACAUCAGCUGCUGAGGAACAACAUCUAGAGAACAUCAGCUGCUGAGGAACAACAUCUAGAGAACAUCAGCUGCUGAGGAACAACAUCUAGAGAACCUCAGCUGCUCCUAACAUCUGGAGAACAUCAGCUGCUGAGGAACAACAUCUAGAGAACAUCAGCUGCUGAAGAACAACAUCUAGAGAACAUCAGCUGCUAAUAACAUCUGGAGAACAUCAGCUGCUAAUAACAUCUGGAGAACAUCAGCUGCUAAUAACAUCUGGAGAACAUCAGCUGCUAAUAACAUCUCGAGAACAUCAGCUGCUGAGGAACAACAUCUAAAGAACAUCAGCUGCUGAGGAACAACAUCUAAAGAACAUCAGCUGCUCCUAACAUCUGGAGAACAUCAGCUGCUGAGGAACAACAUCUAGAGAACAUCAGCUGUGAAUAACAUCUGGAGAACAUCAGCUGCCAAUAACAUCUGGAGAACAUCAGCUGCCAAUAACAUCUGGAGAACAUCAGCUGCUAAUAACAUCUGGAGAACAUCAGCUGCCAAUAACAUCUGGAGAACAUCAGCUGCUCAUAACAUCUGGAGAACAUCAGCUGCUCAUAACAUCUGGAGAACAUCAGCUGCUAAUAACAACCAGAGAACAUCAGCUGCUUAUAACAACCAGAGAACAUCAGCUGCUAAUAACAUCUGGAGAACAUCAGCUGCUAAUAACAUCUGGAGAACAUCAGCUGCUAAUAACAUUACCACUCAGCUGCUGAGGAACAACAUCUAGAAACAUCAGCUGCUAAUAACAUCUGGAGAACAUCAGCUGCUGAGGAACAACAUCUAGAAACAUCAGCUGCUAAUAACAACCAGAGAACAUCAGCUGAUCCUAACAUAUGGAGAACAUCAGCUGCUCAUAACAACCAGAGAACAUCAGCUGCUGAGGAACAACAUCUGCUGGAGAAUAUCAGAUGCUCAGGAGCAACAUCUGGAGAACAUCAGCUGCUAAUAACAUCUGGAGAACAUCAGCUGCUAAUAACAACCGCAGAACAUCAGCUGCUGAGGAACAGCAUCUGGAGAACAUCAGCUGCUAAUAACAACCAGAGAACAUCAGCUGCUCAUAACAUCUGGAGAACAUCCGCUGUUCAUAACAUCUGGAGAACAUCAGCUGCUCCAAAGAUCUGGAGAACAUCAGCUGCUCAUAACAUCUGGAGAACAUCAGCUGCUCCGAAGAUCUGGAGAACAUCCGCUGUUCAUAACAUCUGGAGAACAUCAGCUGCUCCGAAGAUCUAGAGAACAUCAGCUGCUCCGAAGAUCUGGAGAACAUCAGCUGUUCAUAACAUCUGGAGAACAUCAGCUGUUCAUAACAUCUGGAGAACAUCAGCUGCUCCGAAGAUCUGGAGAACAUCUGUUCCUGUAUUAUCAACAUUUUCAGUUUUUUGUUUUUAAAGCAGUGGUUAGUUUUUUGUCUUUGAUCUGAACUGAUGAUCUAAGCAAUCAUGUGACUGACACGUGACGAACAUAUGACUGACACGUGACGAGGAUGUGAUGAACAUAUGACUAACACGUGACGAACAUGUGACUGACAAGUGACGAACAUGUGAUGACAUGUGACUGACACAUGGUGAACAUGUCUGUGUAGUUUUUGUAUUUUAUUUGAGGGUUUGUGUUUGUGUUUAUAAACUGCAGAUGCUCAGUUUAAUGAGCAGAGCUGCUCCGUUUUAA
This is a messenger RNA of Eleginops maclovinus (Patagonian blennie), 3566 nucleotides long. RefSeq names its product zinc finger and BTB domain containing 14 (gene zbtb14). Gene Ontology annotation, cellular component: nucleus. Gene Ontology annotation, biological process: regulation of transcription by RNA polymerase II. The record is from RefSeq and is a predicted model, not a curated record. The transcript has 9 exons. Bases 176 to 1561 code for a protein of 461 amino acids. Gene Ontology annotation, molecular function: DNA-binding transcription factor activity, RNA polymerase II-specific; protein binding. Lineage: Eukaryota; Metazoa; Chordata; Actinopteri; Perciformes; Eleginopidae.